GGGGGCGGGGUCGCGUCGGGCGCGCGGCGCGGGGGUGGGAGGCCGGCGGGCAGUAGCGAGCGGGCGGCGGCGAGAGGUCGAGAGCGUUGUGCUGGCGGCGGCGCAGGCCCGACUGGCAGGGGUUUUCUUCGCUGUUAAUCUGUGAAGAAUGGGGGAGAUAGAAGGAACAUACAGGGUCCUGCAGACAGCAGGGACACGCUUGGGCGCCCAGACCCCCAUAGGCGUGAGCACCCUUGAACCAGGGCAAAUGCUGUCACCUAAAAUGCAGGAGAAACACAUGCAUGUCAGAGUGAAGCUUCUGGACAAUACAGUGGAAAUAUUUGACAUUGAGCCCAAGUGUGAUGGCCAGGUUCUGCUGGCGCAGGUGUGGAAGCAUUUAAAUCUGAUGGAGUGUGACUACUUCGGGCUGGAGUUUCAAAACAUCCAGUCCUACUGGAUUUGGCUUGAACCUAUGAAAUCCAUCAUUAGGCAAAUACACAGGCCAAAAAAUGCAAUACUUCGGUUAGCUGUAAAAUUCUUCCCACCUGAUCCUGGCCAGUUGCAAGAAGAAUACACCAGGUACUUGUUUGCCUUGCAGCUCAAGAGAGACCUGUUGGAGGAGCGCUUGACCUGUGCCGUCACCACUGCAGCCCUGCUCACAUCCCACCUGCUGCAGGCGGAAAUAGGAGAUUAUGAUGAAACCCUGGACCGAGAGCACCUAAAAGCCACUGUGUACUUGCCCAGCCAGGAGCAGGUUCUUGAGAAGAUCCUGGCCUUCCACCGGAGGCACAUGGGCCAGACGCCUGCUGAAUCAGAUUUCCAGGUGCUGGAAAUUGCCCGGAAGUUGGAAAUGUACGGCAUCAGGUUUCACACAGCCUCCGACAGAGAAGGGACCAAGAUUAAUCUUGCUGUUUCCCACAUGGGUGUCCUUGUGUUCCAGGGCACCACCAAAAUCAACACCUUCAACUGGUCCAAAGUCCGUAAACUAAGCUUCAAGAGGAAAAGAUUUCUUAUCAAACUCCAUCCCGAGGUCCAUGGACCCUACCAGGACACACUAGAAUUCUUGUUGGGUAGCAGAGAUGAGUGUAAGAACUUCUGGAAGAUUUGUGUGGAGUACCACACCUUUUUUAGGCUUCUUGACCAGCCUAAGCCAAAGGCAAAAGCCGUCUUCUUCAGCCGGGGCUCCUCCUUCAGAUACAGUGGAAGAACACAGAAGCAACUAGUAGAUUACAUCAGAGAUGGUGGGAUGAAAAGAAUUCCAUAUGAAAGGUGUCACAACAGGAUCCGGACAUCAAUACGUGCUCCAACUGCAGACCUGCCAAAGCAGAGCAUCUCAUUCACCGAGGGCUUGAGACCUUCUGCCUCUGUGUCUUCAGCAAAUGCUUCCUUUUAUCCCUCUCCUACAUCCCCGCCCAGCCGGGCUGAUUUCAAGGACAGCAGUGGUUCCCUGGCAGAUCCCCAGGCUCCCUGCAUCUCCAGUGCAGCUGUCAAGAAUGAGGCCACAAGGAAGAGCAGUGGAGCAACCGAAGGCUCCAGCGCCCCGUCGGCCCAGCCACCCGGGUCCCCUGCAGUCCCAUCUGGUCCAGGUGUCGGGUUUUGUCCUGUUGUAAGCAGCUGUGGUUCUGUCUGUCCCGUGGGAUCGAGUCUUAGUGCCUUAGACCUAGAUGUGGGGAGGGCAGGUGGGGUGCUCACAACUGCUGGUAGAAAUGAAACUGGCGAGGACGACAUCCCUCCAGGCUCAUUCUUGUCCAGUGGGGAGUAUCGCUGUGGCUGGCAGUGCCGUGGCGGCGGCCCUAUUUUCACAUUGACAAAUGUACAACUGCAGGUGUCUGAAGAGUUCAUAGAUGAUGACCCAGCAGACAUCUCUUUCUUUGCUGGAGGCUCAGAAGCAUUUUCCUUUCCAUAUAACCCUUCAGUCCCUCCAGAGCCCCAGACACUGACCCAGCCCACUGCAUCCUCUCCCUUGCAUGGCCCAGAUGCUUUCAGGCACCCAGAGUCUGUCCAGUCCAGCCCAGACAGGUACUCCACAGAGGCAGUAGACAUGAAUGUAGAAGAUGAGUUUGAAUUUGGGGAAGGAAGUGACUUCAAUGGCAAUGCACACCCCUCUGACACCUCGGAGCUCUUUGAAGUAAAAGCUCAAGCUAGCCUGAUGCAGAGCCUCUUGAGUCCUUCUGACACUAGUUCGCUCAGAAACAACCAGUCUGAGAACAGCUCCCUGCAUAACAUGCCUCUGCACAGCGGGCUGUCUCUGCACACUUCCAGCUCAGCCAAUCAGUCUGAGGCCAGUUCCAUGGUCAACUUCCCUGCCUACUCGGUCCGCUCCGAGUCCAGCUCCGCCUUCCAGUUCUCUGACAUCAUCGACCAGCUAGAGCAGCUCAGCUACCCACCCACCACAGCCGAAGACUCCAGCAGCACAGACUCGAGCUCCUGGGGCUCUGAGACUGAGGCCCCCCUGGACAUGAGCCUUUUCUUCAGCAACCCUUUCACACAGUCAGGCCUUGCCAUGGACAGUCCUCAGCCUUCUCCUUCCAGCCAGAAGAGCCCACUGAGUUUGAGCCCUCCAUUUCAGGUGGCUCUGGGCCCUGCUGAGCGGGGCUCAUCCCCCCUGCUAAGCCCUGUCCUUAGCGAUGCUGGUGGAACCCGGGCAGAAGACCAGGAUGAGCCAAGAAACAAGCGCAUUCCAGAAGAUGAGGCCUAUUUCAUAGCAAAGGAGAUUCUUGCUACAGAACGAACAUACCUGAAGGAUUUAGAAGUUAUUACUGUGUGGUUCCGCAGUGCAGUGGUCAAGGAGGAUGCCAUGCCUGCAGCUCUGAUGACCCUGCUUUUCUCCAAUAUUGAUCCUGUCUACGAAUUCCACAGAGGCUUCCUGCAUGAGGUGGAGCACAGGCUGACACUUUGGGAAGGACUCUCUAUUACGCAUACGAAAGAUGAUUAUCAACGAAUUGGGGACAUCCUACUCAGAAACAUGCGUCAGUUAAAGGAGUUUAUCAGCUACUUCCAAAGACACGAUGAGGUCCUGACAGAACUGGAAAAGGCCACCAAAUGCUGUAAGAAGCUAGAAGCUGUGUACAAAGAAUUCGAGCUCCAGAAAGUCUGCUACCUGCCACUCAACACCUUCCUGCUGAAGCCCAUCCAGCGGCUGGUGCACUACCGCCUGCUGCUCGGCCGACUGUGCAGACACUAUGCGCCUGGACACCGAGACUAUGCGGACUGCUGCGAUGCCCUGAAGGCCAUCACGGGGGUGACUGCCACUCUCCAGCACAGUCUCAUCCGGCUAGAGAACCUGCAGAAGCUGACAGAGCUGCAGCGAGAUUUGGUCGGUGUGGAGAACCUCAUUGCUCCUGGCCGGGAGUUUAUCCGAGAGGGCUGCCUCCACAAGCUCACCAAGAAGGGCCUGCAGCAGAGGAUGUUCUUCCUGUUUUCUGAUAUGCUGCUGUAUACAAGCAAGGGCAUCAUGGGGAGCAGCCACUUCCGGAUCCGAGGCCUCCUGCCACUGCGCGGCAUGCUGGUAGAAGAGAGUGAGAACGAGUGGUCCGUUCCCCACUGCUUCACCAUUUACGCAGCUCAUAAAACAAUCGUGGUGGCAGCCAGCACUCGCUUGGAAAAAGAGAAGUGGAUGCUGGACCUGAACACUGCAAUCCAGGCAGCCAAGAGCAAUGGAAGCGAUGUGUCCCUGGAGGUGCUGUGCACACAUACCCCCAGGUCCACAGGUGAAGUCAUGCUGGAGCAGGAGCUGAAAGACACCACUCAGGGCCCUGGAGGCUCCCUGGAAGGACAGGGCCAGCAUCGGGCAAACACCACGAUGCAUGUGUGUUGGUACAGAAACACAAGCGUAUCCAGGGCAGACCACAGUGCUGCUGUUGAGAACCAGCUCUCAGGGUACCUGCUGAGAAAAUUCAAGAACACCAAUGGCUGGCAGAAACUCUGGGUGGUCUUUACCAACUUCUGUUUGUUCUUCUACAAGACUCACCAGGAUGACCACCCCUUGGCCAGUCUCCCACUGCUGGGCUACAGUGUGAGCAUCCCCAAGGAGGCAGAUGGCAUCCACAAGGACUACGUUUUCAAGCUCCAGUUCAAAUCCCAUGUCUACUUCUUCCGGGCAGAGAGCAAGUACACGUUUGAGAGGUGGAUGGAGGUGAUCGAGAGGGCCAGCAGCUCACGUGGCACCCCCAGCCCCACACAGGAUGACCCACGGCCCUUCUCAGGGCUAGAGGAGACGCCCAAGGGGAAAGAGUGAAGCCCACCUUGCCUGAACUAGGACCUGCUCAGAGGACUACACAGCCCAGAGACGCCAUCCCCAUCCUCAGGCUGAGCUGAGGAGGCGGUGACACAGACAGCAUGGUGGCCAGGUUUCCACUGACUCUGGGUACAGCACAGCCCAUGGCUGGCCAGGACACUGUAAGGACAUGGAUGUCUCACUCUUGAGACCCGAGUGGGAGACCCUAACCAAGGACUGUACUCAGGUAUGGGCAGCAAGCCACAUGUUGCCCUGAGUGGGGCCAAGGACUACAGAACUUUAGAUGGGACCACCCCGGGCCUACACUGCAGGUCACGGCAAGCCAAGAGUCUGGCAAAAGUUAGUCUGGUUCCCAUACCCUCCACCUCUGGAGAAGACAAAAGUAAGUCUCUUGCAGCCCCAGGCAAGUGGCACUUCCACCUUCUUAGCUUCCCUGGGAACAGACUCUUCCUAUGUACACAUGACUGCAAAUACAUGGCAUCCCCUCACCUGCC
Messenger RNA from Cavia porcellus (domestic guinea pig), 4710 nucleotides. RefSeq names its product FERM, ARH/RhoGEF and pleckstrin domain protein 2 (gene Farp2). NCBI's taxonomy places the organism in Eukaryota, Metazoa, Chordata, Mammalia, Rodentia, Caviidae. The transcript is spliced from 27 exons. Gene Ontology annotation, molecular function: cytoskeletal protein binding; guanyl-nucleotide exchange factor activity. The coding region runs from base 149 to 4216 and encodes 1355 amino acids. Gene Ontology annotation, cellular component: cytoskeleton. The record is from RefSeq and is a predicted model, not a curated record.